GGGACACGCGCCCGAGCGACUGUCCCCACGCGCGGGCAGGAGCGACCCGAGCCGUGUCGGCCAACCCCCAGGAUGGCGGAAGCGCACCAGGCCGUGGCCUUCCAGUUCACAGUGACCCCAGAAGGGGUCGACUUCCGGCUCAGUCGGGCGGCCCUGAAACAAGUCUACCUGUCCGGGGUCAACUCCUGGAAGAAACGCCUGAUUCGAAUCAAGAAUGGCAUCCUCAGGGGUGUGUACCCCGGCAGCCCCACCAGCUGGCUGGUCAUCGUCAUGGCAACAGUGGGUUCCUCCUACUGCAAGGUGGACAUCUCCAUGGGGCUGGUCUGUUAUAUCCAGAGAUACCUCCCUGAGGGCAGCAGAAGCCCCUACCAGACCCCGCAGACCCGGGCGCUGCUCAGCAUGGUCGUUUUCUCCACCGGGGUCUGGAUCGUGGGCAUCGUCUUCUUCCGCCAAGCGCUGAGGCUGCUCCUCUCCUACCACGGCUGGAUGUUCGAGAUGCACCGCCGGACCAGCCGCCUCACCAAAGCCUGGGCUAUCUGCGUGCGCCUCCUGUCCAGCCGGCGGCCCAUGCUCUACAGCUUCCAGACCUCCCUGCCUAAGCUCCCUGUGCCCACCGUGCCAGCCACCAUCCAGCGGUACCUGGAGUCUGUGCGCCCCUUGUUGGACGAAGAGGGCUACUACCACGUGGAGACACUGGCCAAGGAGUUCCAGGACAAGACGGCCCCCAGGCUGCAGAAGUACCUGGUGUUCAAGUCGUGGUGGGCAACGAACUACGUGAGCGACUGGUGGGAAGAGUACAUCUACCUCCGCGCCAGGAGCCCCCUCAUGGUGAACAGCAACUACUACGCCAUGGACUUUGUGCUCGUCAAGAACACGGAGGUGCAGGCCGCCCGCCUGGGCAACGUUGUACAUGCCAUGAUCCAGUACCGCCGGAAGCUGGAUCGCGAAGAGAUCAAGCCUGUGAUGGCCAUGGGCAUCGUGCCCAUGUGCUCCUUCCAGAUGGAGAGGAUGUUCAACACCACCCGGAUCCCGGGCAAGGAGACAGAUGUGCUGCAGCACCUGUCGGACAGCAGGCACAUUGCCGUCUACCACAAGGGCCGCUUCUUCAAAGUGUGGCUGUACGAGGGCUCGCACCUGCUCAAGCCUCGGGACCUGGAGAUGCAGUUCCAGAGGAUCCUGGAUGACCACUCCGCACCCCAGCCAGGGGAGGAGAGGCUGGCAGCCCUGACCGCCGUGGGAAGGACAGAGUGGGCCCAGGUGCGCCAGGCCUUCCUCAGCUCUGGCAGGAACAAGGCCGCUCUGGAGGCCAUCGAGCGGGCCGCUUUCUUUGUGGCUUUGGAUGAGGAGUCCCACGGCUAUGACCCUGAGAACGAGGCCAGCCUCAGCCUCUAUGGCAAGGCCCUGCUGCACGGAAACUGCUGCAACAGGUGGUUUGACAAGUCCUUCACCCUCGUCGCCUUCAAGAACGGCCAGCUGGGUCUCAACACAGAGCACGCCUGGGCGGAUGCCCCGAUCAUGGGACACCUCUGGGAGUUCGUCCUGGCCACAGACGCCUUUCACCUGGGCUACACUGAGACCGGCCACUGCCUGGGCACACCCAGGCCCUCGCUGGUGCCACCUCAGCGGCUGCAGUGGGACCUCCCUGAGCAGUGCCAGGCGGCCAUCGAGCGCGCCUAUCUGGAGGCCAGGGCGCUGGCGGAUGACGUGGAGCUCUACUGCUUCCAGUUCCUGCCUUUUGGCAAGGGCUUCAUCAAGAAGUGCCGCACCAGCCCCGACGCCUUCGUGCAGCUGGCGCUGCAGCUGGCGUACUUCCGGGACAGGGGCGCCUUCUGCCUGACCUAUGAGGCCUCGAUGACGCGGCUGUUCCGGGAGGGCCGGACGGAGACCGUGCGCUCCUGCACCAGCGAGGCCACAGCCUUCGUCCAGGCCAUGGCCAAGGGCCCCCACAUGAGAGCAGACCUCCAAGACCUGUUCAGGAAGGCCUCAGACAAGCACCAGAACAUGUAUCGCCUGGCCAUGACCGGGGCCGGGGUGGACCGGCACCUCUUCUGCCUCUACCUGGUUGCCAAGUAUCUGGGGGUCGACUCCCCUUUCCUGGAUGAGGUACAUGCCGAGCCCUGGCGCCUCUCCACCAGCCAGACUGCCCAGUUCCAGAUUGGCAUGUUUGACCCGGAGCAGCACCCCAAUCACCUGGGCGCCGGAGGAGGCUUUGGCCCUGUAGCAGACGACGGUUACGGGGUUUCCUACAUGAUCGCUGGCGAGAACACCAUGUUCUUCCACGUCUCCAGCAAGUUCUCAAGCUCAGAGACGAACGCCCAGCGCUUUGGGAACCACAUCCGCCAGGCCCUGCUGGACAUCGCCAGUCUGUUCCAAAUUCCCAAGGCUGUCAGCUGAGGGCUGGGCGGUGCCAGCUGCCCUCUCAUCCCCAGACGAGGCGGCAGGCCCGGGGCCACCUGCACACAUGGUGGCGCGCACAGGCUCGGCCUGAGGACAGCUCUGGUGCAGGCUCCUGGGUUGAUUCUGCUCGCCGAGGGCCCAGGAGGUGGAGGGGGUUGGAGCAGGGAGGGGAUUUUGAUUUUUUUUCCUUGCUGGACACAAUUAAAAAUAAGACUGUGGAACUCUUUCUUAGCCCUAAAGAACCUGUAUUAUUUGGGAACUAGAAAGCCUCCCCUGCCCCAGCAGCCAGAGGGUGGCACGGGCAGGGCUGGACGGGCAGACGUGUACUCCGCUGCAAGGCGCAUGACUCCGUGGCCCGUCCUCACCCACACGUGCGCUCGGGAUCAACUCCUGCUUCAGGCCUUCCAACUGUGCCCUGGGCCACUGUGUCUGCAGAGUGACCCCCUCCAUGCCAGGCUUGCCCUCUGCCCGCCGAGGACUGCACAGACCUGGGCCGGCCUCCUGGGCAUG
This is a messenger RNA of Talpa occidentalis (Iberian mole), 2907 nucleotides long. It is a transcript of the gene CPT1B, whose product is annotated as carnitine palmitoyltransferase 1B. Gene Ontology annotation, cellular component: mitochondrion. The transcript is spliced from 19 exons. The record is from RefSeq and is a predicted model, not a curated record. Bases 73 to 2394 code for a protein of 773 amino acids. Gene Ontology annotation, biological process: fatty acid metabolic process; carnitine metabolic process. NCBI's taxonomy places the organism in Eukaryota, Metazoa, Chordata, Mammalia, Eulipotyphla, Talpidae. Gene Ontology annotation, molecular function: carnitine O-palmitoyltransferase activity.